AUGAUCGGCCUUCUUGCCCCCCUUCUCAUUGGGGCUGCUUCCGCAACCUCUCUGAGCAAGGCUUGCACAAAGGAAUAUAUCAAGUCAAGCCUGCCGACGUCUGACGACAAAAUCCUCUCGAUCAGCAAUGGAUCUGGUGGCGCCGACAUGUCAGGUGGUGUGGCCUACGGAACUGUCACUGGUAUGACGGAUGGAGGCCUCCCUUACUGGGGAAGUACCGACUUUGACGACGUUGUUCUGCUUGGCAAUGGCACUGCAAACUGGCCAGCGAUCUACAACUUCGCCUACCAGGCUAUCGCUGAGAUGACUGAGAUUGGAAAGAUCUUCACCAAGAACUACUUCGGGCUCAGCGAAAGCACCAGCAAGAGAAGCAGCGACAAAGUCUACACUUACUACAUGGGUUGCUCUGAAGGUGGACGUGAGGGCAUGAGCCAGGUCCAAAAGGCUCCUGAGCUCUACGAUGGUAUCAUUGCUGGUGCCCCUGCCAUGCGAUAUGGACAGCAGCAAGUCAACCACAUCGCCUCGCCCAUCCAGAUUCGGACUAUUGGACACUACCCACCGUCGUGUGUGUUUGAUACCGUGAUAAACGCGACAAUCAAUGCUUCCGACAAGCUUGAUGGGAAGGUCGACGGAGUGAUCUCCCGCACUGACCUUUGCUUGCUGAAAUUUAACGUUUCCUCCAUGAUCGGUGAAUCCUACAGUUGUGCCGCAAGCACCACAACCAGCUUAGGCCUUGGCUAUGGAAAGAGAAAGAGAGCCGACAGCUCUACCACUCCCGCACAAAAUGGUACAAUCUCGGCAAACGAUAUUGAAGUCAUCCAAGAUCUACUCACUGGUCUGAAAGACUCAAACGGUGACAGAGUCUACCUGCCAUUCCAGCCCGGUGCUGGUUUUGGUGAUACCACUACCUACGACUCGGAUACUGAUUCGUGGACUAUUGAGUCGCCGAACUCAAACGGUGAAUGGGUCACCAAGUUCUUGAACUGGCAGAAUGUUAGCUCACUCGUCAUGACUGAUGUGACCAAUGACGACUUGAAGUCUUGGAUGAUCGAAGGCAUGAACAAUACGGCUGAGCGGACGGGAAGCCCUGUUCUCCACACCCUAUGGUCGUAUGUGCUUGACAUCGCGUUGAAGUAA
This is a messenger RNA of Penicillium longicatenatum, 1137 nucleotides long. Lineage: Eukaryota; Fungi; Ascomycota; Eurotiomycetes; Eurotiales; Aspergillaceae. The record is from RefSeq and is a predicted model, not a curated record.